Sorghum bicolor (sorghum) is the source of this 688-nucleotide messenger RNA. RefSeq names its product protein RADIALIS-like 3. Bases 119 to 382 code for a protein of 87 amino acids. The record is from RefSeq and is a predicted model, not a curated record. Gene Ontology annotation, molecular function: DNA-binding transcription factor activity. The transcript is spliced from 2 exons. NCBI's taxonomy places the organism in Eukaryota, Viridiplantae, Streptophyta, Magnoliopsida, Poales, Poaceae.
UGCUCCCACCGCAAACCAUUUCAAAACCUUCCUUAUUUCCUUGCGCCGGCCGGUUACAUCAUCACUCUUGACGCACAAACCGUCCGAUCCGCCGUUCCAAACGCAAACAAACAGCGCCAUGUCGUCCAACUCGUCGGCGUCGUCGUCUGAGUGGACGAAGCCGCAGCACAAGCUGUUCGAGCGCGCCCUGGCGGUGUACGACGCGGACACCCCGGACCGGUGGCACAACGUGGCGCGCUACAUGGGCGGCGGCACGUCCGUCGAGGAGGUGCGCCGCCACUACCAGCAGCUCGUCGUCGACGUCGCGCGGAUCGAGUCCGACGGAGUGCCCUUCCACUGGUACGCCACCGCCCCGCCGCCGUCGACGCUGCAUCGAGGUUGAAAUAUCUGAAUGAAGCUUCAAUGAAGGGAAGGGUUAAACAGUGGCUAGCUGUGCUCUUUGAAGAAGAUCUAUAAAUCAUGCAUGUAAAUGUGCAUGUGUGUAUGCUGAUUGCAAAAUGUUAUACCAAGAAUCCAAGUUAAAUACUGCAGCCUGCUGGUCUUUGAUCUUGUAUACCAAGUAGUUAGCUUUUCGAGAUCUAUGGAGCGAUAUGAAUGCUUCAUGUAUAAGUUCUGGUCAUGUACUGCUAUCGAAAUACUGUGAAUCAACUAAGGAAUUAUUCCCAUGAAUCUCUCAGCAUUUGCAAAC